AUUUAAAAGCCUGUAACGUUACUAAUAGGCAGACGGUAAUAACAAGUCUACUCAUAUGGCGUCUACACACUUGCACCUUUCUUUUUCUUUUCUUAAAACCUCAAGAGCCGGCUCCCAUACAUUUUUGGAUCGAUAUGCGUACCAUUUAGCUAAGUAUCAAGGUGCCUUUAUCACGUUCCUCGUCUAAGCAGACUGUAGUAUAAAUUUGUCUUUUUGUACGUUGCGUUUUAUAAAGACAUAAUCCUUUAAAGCUUAUCCCAAUGAGUACAAAGGUAUUUAUUUGCCUUACAUUUAAAAGCAUUGGAUAGUUUUUUACGAAACUCAUCAAAAUUGUCAAUGGAAACAAACGCGCAGCGUUUGAUAACUUAAUUUAAUUUUAAGUUCUCCUAUAAAAAUAUGAAAUUUAUCAACGUAAGAGAACAUUAGCAAUUUUUUAUAAGAAAGAAUUUCUCUUUCACUGGCACAAUAAAUUUUACCGGUCUUUUGCUGUUAAGUUAACAUAAACGUUGGUUCGCAACAGUGCUAAACUAAUAUUAACUGUACUCCCCUGACCUACAUAUCGAUAGUUUCACAUAAAACUAAGAAAGCACUUUAAGAGAAAAACUGCAUUUCUGUUGGCUUUUAGAGGUUCUAACGACGAACGAAAAGAGAGUUUCCUUAUGUUAAAAUAUGAAAUCAUUGCACGCAUAAGGUUACCAUAGAAAUGUUAGCACAUGAUGUGUUAAAAAGAAAAGGAAAAUAAGAGCAAUUGUAUAAUAGUCAAACAGCAUCCAAACAGAAAUACUGUCUCCAGCAUUCCGAGCAGUAUGUUUUGAAACGUACAAGAAUACGCGCCGUGUCUGAGCGCAGUUUAACUUUUACUGUUUACGGUUAUUAUAAAAUAUGAUACCAAAGAGCACAACUGCCUGUAAAAUGCUUGCAAUUACAAUACGAAUAAAUGCUCAAGAUAUGGUAGCGGCAAUAAAAAAAUGUAACAAAUAAAACUGCAAAGUAAAUGCUAAAAAAGAAAAACAAAAAGCGCUGAAUGGAAUUAAAGUUGAACAUUAAUAUUAAAUCGAUACGUUGGUGCUUGUACAUACAUAUGCAAAGGCAUGUCUGACUGGAUUAAUGUAAUCAACAAAAAGGAAUUUUUUUCACUUGCCGGGAAUGAUAAGCUAAUUAGUGAAGUUUUAUGUGCAAAAAAAAAAAAAAAUUGAUAAAUUAAAAAUUAAAAAAAAAAUUAAAUGAGCAAAAUGUCAUUAAUGUACAUAAUGCAUGUUAUAAAGUUGAUGGAUAACAAAAUAACAAAUAAUAAAAUCAGAAAACGUUACAAAAAAUGGGAAACUGAAAGCGGACUGCGUCAUAAUGUAAUUAAUAAUUAAUGACAUGUAACGCAAUUAAUAAUUAUGUCGGAUCAAACAAAUAACUAAAGCUCUUUAAAAAAUAUGCCGAACAAGCUUAAUAAAAAAGAAGUAGAAAACUUUUACUUGCUUCAGGGUGAAGUUUCAUCACUUACCGCGAAAACAAAGUAAAUAAUAGCUAAAAUGCAACAAAGAGCAACAAAGUUUACAUAUUACAAAAAAUAUUGCAAAUAAAACUUCACAGUAAUAUAAUUAAAAUGAAAUGUCAACAAUUAAAAGAAAGAAAGCAGUCUUAAGGCAGAUGCGAUUCAAGUUUCGAAAACAAUAUCAAAUAACUUUUCUUUUAAAAAUCUAAUGAUGAAGUUUAUAACUAAGUAAAAAAAUAUAGUAAAACUUUUCAUUAAAGGAAAAUCAAGAAAGAACCGAAAAAUUGUAAACAAAAUAUUGGACUAUGUUAAAUACAUUUGCCUGCAUACCAAUAAAACUCAAACAAUUCAAUUAUCAUUACUUGCAACGAAGCCCGUCUUGUAAUCAUCAGACUCGAAUAAGUUGACAGUUGACCAAAGUUAGCAACUUCAGAAGAAUAAUAAUAUCAACUGCAAUCAAAUUUAAUAUAUAUAUUUCUUUUUCUUGAAUAUGUUUAACAACAAGCAAUAAGUUUUCAAGUCACGUCAACGCUUCAUAGUGUAACCCAAAAAAAAAAAAAUAAUUGUUUGCAUUUUUUAAGGCUCCCGAUAUUAUAUAAAACGAAUUUGCGCAACCAGAGAAACAGUGAAAAGGAAAAGGAGAAGAAGAAGAAGAAGGAAAAGAAAAAAAGAAGAAAAAAUAAAUUCGAAAAGUGCUUAAUGCUGCUGCACUUAAAACAUUUGCAUUCGCUACACAUCCUGUUCUAAGGCUUACCCCUGUUUUGUGCAUUUUUCAGUAGGCAUUUCUCACUAAAAGCUGUUUCAUGUGCUGUUGUACGUUUUUCGUUUUCCUUCUACUUAACUCAUUACUCCUCUCAGUAGUGCCGCAACGAAACCACCGACAAACAUCGCUUCAAAUACAACCAGAAGAAAAACCGCAACAGCGACCGAAAUUAACGAAAAAACAAUUAAAUUCAUGGUUUAACAUUAACAACAUUGUUGCCGUUGCCGUUAUCGUAGUCGUUGCGCGAGUUGCAGGUGUUGUAGUUAUGGUGGAUCCAUUAAAAAUUUUUUGGGUUUUGACAAACAGCACCUAUUUAGUUACAAAAUUUGUACGCAUUGGUAUAGCCGAUAAAAAUGAUACACCGCCUUAUUUCGAUAAAUUUCUAUACGAGACUGAAAUUGAUGAAAGCGCUGACCUACAGACGACAGUACUCACAAUUAAUGCCAAAAACCACAAUGAGACUACAAGUAUUCGAUACGCGAUUACAGGCGGUAACGUAGGCAACGCUUUUGGUGUUCACAACACAACCGGCACAAUCUAUGUAGCAAGUCCUUUAGAUUAUGAAACCAGACCAAGAUACGAGUUACGCUUAGAAGCGUCACGUAAUCGUAGAACAAACUACACCACCGUUAUCGUGAACGUACGGGAUGUUAAUGACAAUCCACCGCAAUUCGAUCGUCAAACAUAUCGUACACAAAUUACCGAAGAAGAUGAUCGUAAUUUACCGAAACGUAUAUUACAGGUGACCGCCACCGAUGGCGAUGUAGAUAGACCUAUAAAUAUUGUAUAUUUUCUCACCGGUCAGGGUAUUGAUCCUGAUAAUCCAGAUAACAGUAAAUUUGAUAUAAAUCGAACAACAGGUGAUAUUUUUGUAUUAAAGCCGCUCGAUCGUGAUCAGCCGAAUGGUCGAUCGCAGUGGCGUUUUACAGUGUUUGCCCAGGAUGAAGGCGGUGAAGGUCUUGUUGGCUAUGCAGAUAUACAAGUCAAUCUAAAAGAUAUCAACGACAAUAGCCCACUAUUCCCACAGGGCAUCUAUUACGGUAACAUUACUGAAAAUGGUACCGCCGGUAUGACUGUAAUGACUAUGUCAGCCGUGGACUAUGACGAUCCGAAUGAGGGUACCCAUGCGAAGCUAGUCUACUCGAUAGAAAAGAAUGUUAUUGAAGAGGAGACAGGAGCGCCUAUAUUUGAAAUUGAGCCUGCUACGGGCACAAUAAAAACAUCGGUAUGUUGUCUGGAUCGUGAAAGAACACCUGAUUAUUCAAUACAAGUAGUAGCAAUGGAUGGUGGGGGAUUGAAGGGUACCGGUACAGCUUCCAUAAAAGUAAAGGAUCUAAAUGAUAUGCCUCCGCAAUUCACUAAAGACGAAUGGCUAACAGAGGUAGAUGAAACCAAUGGUACUUUUUUACCUGAGACACCUAUACUAACUGUCACUGUACAAGAUGAAGAUGAAACGAAUAGUUUUCAGUACAAAGUGGUACCAAAUAGUGGUUUUGGUGCUGAAAAAUUUGCGAUGGUACGCAACGCUGACGGCACUGGAUCUUUGAAAAUCAUACAACCCCUCGAUUACGAAGAUCCCCUGCAAAGCAGUGGUUUUCGCUUUCGCAUCCAGGUGAAUGACAAUGGUAAUGAUAGCCGAAGUGAUAAGUAUCAUGUGGCCUAUUCUUGGGUGGUUGUAAAAUUACGGGACAUUAACGACAAUAGUCCGCGCUUUGAACGAGAACACAUAGAAGUUGCGAUUUAUGAGGAUACGAAACUUGGUACCAUAUUAGAGCAAUUCAAAGCUUCAGAUGCCGAUCAGGCGGGAAAAAGUAAAGUUACUUACAAGCUAGUGCGUUCCUCUAAUCGUAAACGUCAAUUCGCUAUUAGUGAUCAAGGAGCUGUAAGCGUGCAGCGUUCUUUGGAUCGGGAAACACAAGAGAGACAUCAAUUGCAAAUAUUAGCAAUAGAUGAUGGCAGUAUACCGCGUACUGCCACCGCUACCCUAACGGUAAUUGUAAAGGAUGUCAAUGAUAAUGCUCCUCAAUUAAAAGAAGACUAUCGUCCAGUAUUAACGGAAAAUCUUAGCCCGCGUAAAAUAAUCGAAGUAGCCGCCAAAGACGCCGACGAUCGAGCUCGGGGGAAUGGUGGUCCUUUCAGUUUCCGUUUAGAUCCAUUAGCCAGUGAUGCAAUAAGAUCGAGUUUUAAAAUUGAAUAUGACAGAAGAGGUGACGGCAGUAAUGGUGUGGCCAUAAUCUCUUCUUUACGUCCAUUCGACCGUGAACAACAGAAAUCAUACUACAUACCCAUCGAAAUUAAAGACAACGGCGUGCCGGCUAUGGUCGGCACCAGUACGGUAACUGUUGUUAUUGGUGACGUCAACGAUAAUAAAAUGUUUCCAGGAAGUAAGGAAGUACUUGUGUAUAAUUAUCAAGGGCAAUCGCAGGACACUCCAAUUGGUCGUGUGUACGUGCAUGAUUUGGAUGAUUGGGAUGUGCCCGACAAAAAAUACUAUUGGGAAGCACAGGAACAACAACGUUUUAAAUUAGACACUGACACCGGUAUUGUCACCAUGAGGGCAGGUACUCGCCGGGGGCGUUAUAAUCUUCGCUUCAAAGUUUACGAUCGAGAGCAGGGGCAAGUAGACGUGCCAGCGAAUAUGACGGUUGUUGUGCGGGAUAUUACUCAAGAGGCAGUACAACAAGCGGGGUCUAUGCGCCUGCAGGGCAUUACGGAUGAAGAAUUUGUACGUACCUGGGACUAUCGAUUACAAAAACAGGUUCGCUCUAAGUUAGAACGUUUUCGCGAUAAAUUGGCCGAACUUUUAUACAUCGAACGUGACAAUGUAGACGUGUUUAGUGUGCAACUGAAGUCGAGAGCGACAACGGAUGUUCAUUUUGCUGCACGUUCAGCCCAUCAACAACCUUAUUUUAAAGCGGUGCGUUUAAAUGGCGUAGUGCUGAUGCAGCGUGAGGAAAUUGAACGCGAAGUAGAUCUCAAUGUCACAAUGGUGGGCAUUGAUGAGUGCUUACAAGAGGAAAAGCAUUGUAUAGGCUCUUGUUCGAGCCGAACAGAAAUUAAUCGACAACCGUACACUGUAAAUGCGAAUAAAACUGCUUUAGUUGGCGUGCGACUGGAUUUGAGUGCAGUCUGUACAUGUAAAGCACGUAAUUUUAGUAGCGAAAAUUCCUGCCGCACAAUAUAUUGUUUUAAUGGAGGCCGUUGUGUUGAGACACGCAAUGGUCCCAAAUGUGUAGCUUGUCCUAUUGGUUAUAACGGUCCUCGCUGCCAACAGAGUACGCGUAGUUUUCGCGGGAAUGGUUGGGCCUGGUAUCCUCCUCUACAGCUAUGCGAAGAAUCCCAUCUAAGUUUGGAGUUUAUAACGAAAGAAGCAGACGGAUUAAUUAUGUAUAAUGGACCAAUAGUGCCGCCUAAAAUUGAAGAAACCGUUAUAACAGAUUUCAUAGCCAUCGAGUUGGAGCAAGGUUACCCACGCUUGUUGUUAGACUUCGGUUCCGGGACUUUAGAACUGAGAGUCAAAACGAAGAAAACUUUAGGGGACGGUGUUUGGCAUAGGUUGGAUAUUUUCUGGGAUAGCGAAACCGUACGAUUGGUUGUGGAUUUUUGUCGUUCUGCAGACAUAUAUGAAAUGGAAGAUGGCACACUAUCUGAAUUCGACGACAGUUCUUGCCAAUCUGGUGGAGUUAUACCACCUUUUAAUGAGGCCUUAAACUUAAACACACCUCUACAAUUGGGUGGCUUGUAUCGUCAACAUUUCGAUCAAACGCUAUUUCGUUGGCAAUACGCGUUUUCUUCCAAAGGAUUUGAUGGUUGCAUACGCAACGUCGUGCACAACUCGGAGCACUAUGAUUUGGCUUUUCCGGCAAUGGCCCGCAAUAGUUAUCCCGGUUGCCCACAAACCGAUGAGCUGUGCAUGAAAACCGAGCAUACCUCACGCUGCUGGGAACAUGGCAACUGUGUUGCCAGUCUAGUGCAAGCGAAAUGUCACUGCCAACCCGGUUGGACGGGACCUACAUGUAAUAUACCCACCAUACCCACCACUUUUAAACCACAAAGUUAUGUAAAAUUUGCUUUAAGUUUUGAACCGGAUCGUUUUGCUACCCAGUUGCAAUUACGAUUUCGCACUCGUGAAUUACAAGGUGAAAUUUUUCGAGUCAGUGAUCAACAUCAGCGUGAAUAUGCCAUACUGGAAUUGCAACAGGGUUAUUUACAUCUUCGUUUCAAUUUAAAUUCGCUGCGAGCUGAAGAACAGCACUUAAUACUAAGCGCAAUUUCUGUUAAUGAUGGCCAAUGGCAUGUAGUGAGAGUUAGUCGUUACGGUUCUGCUGCUGUCAUUGAAUUGGACGGCGGCGAGGGUAGGCGCUAUAAUGAAACUUUUCGCUACAUUGGACAUCAGUGGUUAUCAGUUGAUAAACAAGAAGGCGUUUAUGCAGGUGGCAAAGCGGAAUACACCGGUGUAAAGACUUUCGAAGUCUUAGGUGAUUUCCAGCGCAGUUGUCUAGAUGAUAUUAGAUUGGAUGGCAAGCAUUUACCUCUACCACCCUCUAUGAAUGGUACGCAAUGGGGCCAGGCAACGAUGGCCCGCAAUUUAGAACGCAAUUGCCCUUCGAAUCGUCCCUGUUCGAAUAUCAUAUGUCCGGAUCCAUUUGAUUGUGUAGACUUAUGGAACGAAUAUGAAUGCACUUGCAGUGAAGGUCGCGUCAUGUCAUCCGAUACCAAGGGUUGUGUGGAUCGCAAUGAAUGUCUGGAUUUGCCCUGUCUAAACGGCGCCACAUGUAUAAAUCUUGAGCCUCGUUUACGUUAUCGCUGCAUAUGUCCUGAAGGUUAUUGGGGCGAAAACUGUGAACUUGUGCAAGAAGGGCAAAGAUUAAAGCUAAGCAUGGGAGCGUUGGGUGCCAUAUUUGUGUGUCUUAUUAUCAUACUGAUCAUUGCUCUCAUAUUUGUGCUGUAUAAUCGUAAACGUAAAACCAUUAAAAAGAAACGUAAUGGGCCGGAGAAGGAUGUACGUGAAACGGUAAUUAGUUACGAUGACGAGGGUGGAGGUGAAGAUGAUAUGACUGCGUUUGAUAUAACGCCCUUACAAAUACCCAUUGGACAGGGUGGCGUGGGCAACAACAUGCCACCGGACAUAGCGGCCUGUAAAGUACCGAUUAUAUAUCCUGUUGUUACGUUAUUGCCGGGACAAGAAUUAAAUGUUGGUUACUUAAUGGAAGAACGUAAGAAACGCAUUGAUAAGGACGCGAACGCACCGCCAUUUGACGAUUUAAGAAAUUUUACUUACGAAGGAAGCGGCAGUAUAGCGGAAUCGCUAAGUUCAUUGGCUUCAGGUACUGACGACGAGAAUCAAGACUUUAAUUACUUACAAAAGUGGGGUCCCCGUUUCGAUGCUUUGGCAACGUUAUAUAUGCAGGAAAAGAGUAAAACAACAAAACCAACAAACGACGAUAAACCAAACGAAACCAGUGUAUCAUAAAAUUAGCCUAACGACAUGACUUCUUUACGUGAAAGCAGGAAAGUGAAGUAUAUCAGUGUGGUAAAGGGAGAGAAAGGUUUACAUUGCAAUU
Glossina fuscipes is the source of this 7813-nucleotide messenger RNA. Its product is annotated as putative neural-cadherin 2. The transcript is spliced from 15 exons. The record is from RefSeq and is a predicted model, not a curated record. Gene Ontology annotation, molecular function: calcium ion binding; cadherin binding. Gene Ontology annotation, cellular component: plasma membrane; catenin complex. NCBI's taxonomy places the organism in Eukaryota, Metazoa, Arthropoda, Insecta, Diptera, Glossinidae. Gene Ontology annotation, biological process: homophilic cell-cell adhesion. The coding region runs from base 2290 to 7722 and encodes 1810 amino acids.